Messenger RNA from Maniola jurtina (meadow brown), 708 nucleotides. It is a transcript of the gene AP-2sigma, whose product is annotated as AP-2 complex subunit sigma. The transcript has 4 exons. Gene Ontology annotation, biological process: intracellular protein transport; clathrin-dependent endocytosis. Gene Ontology annotation, cellular component: AP-2 adaptor complex; intracellular membrane-bounded organelle; membrane coat. Bases 132 to 560 code for a protein of 142 amino acids. NCBI's taxonomy places the organism in Eukaryota, Metazoa, Arthropoda, Insecta, Lepidoptera, Nymphalidae. The record is from RefSeq and is a predicted model, not a curated record. Gene Ontology annotation, molecular function: clathrin-cargo adaptor activity.
UUGACACACUUUGUCUGUGCACUUUGACAAUCAAUGCCAGUAAAAAAGGGAGGCGUUUUUCUCAGUUUUCUAAUUUUUCUCAUUAUUACUAAUUUCUAUGAUAAAACUAUAUUAAUAUUAAAAAAAUAAAAAUGAUUCGCUUCAUCCUAAUACAAAAUCGAGCGGGCAAGACUCGGUUGGCGAAAUGGUACAUGAAUUUCGAUGAUGAUGAAAAACAGAAGCUGAUCGAGGAAGUCCACGCCGUGGUGACCGUCCGUGACGCCAAGCACACUAACUUUGUUGAGUUCCGUAACUUCAAGAUAGUGUACCGGCGGUACGCAGGGCUUUAUUUCUGCAUCUGUGUGGACGUCAAUGACAAUAACCUGUGCUACCUGGAGGCCAUCCACAACUUUGUGGAGGUGCUCAACGAGUACUUCCACAAUGUGUGUGAGCUCGACCUGGUCUUCAAUUUCUAUAAGGUAUACACAGUAGUGGACGAGAUGUUCCUGGCUGGGGAGAUCCGGGAAACCUCCCAGACGAAAGUCCUCAAACAGCUGCUCAUGCUCAACUCCUUAGAAUAAGAUGCAUGUUAUAUGAGUCUCAUACUUGAUUCUAGCCUUAAAAUAAUUUAUCUUUACAAAGUAAUUUAUAUAAUAUAAUGUACGAAAAUAAAGUUAUAUUGUAGAGUAGAUGAAACUAGAAUAUUGGUGUUUGUAUUAAUUGGCAGUU